Molecule: messenger RNA, 2544 nt
Organism: Neltuma alba
Lineage: Eukaryota; Viridiplantae; Streptophyta; Magnoliopsida; Fabales; Fabaceae
Product: probable disease resistance protein At1g61300
Exons: 4
Coding region: 1-2544 (847 amino acids)
Molecular function (GO): protein binding; DNA binding; ADP binding
Source: RefSeq, a predicted model, not a curated record
AUGGAAAAGGGGGGUGGAAGGCCAAGGGAUGAUGUGUGGCAACACGUUGAGUUAUUGGAGGGAGGACGAAGGGUGAAGUGCAAAUAUUGUGGCCGGGAAUUUGCAGCGAGUGCUAACAGAAUCAAAUCUCAUAUUAAUGGAGACAAGGGCAAAGGUAUUCGAGUAUGUCCAAAAUUGGUUUCAGACAAAGGGAACUCCAAUGCUCUCACAGACAACCUCCCACAUUCUCAACGAGGGCAAAUCCAAGCUGAAGCUAACUAUCAGGAAAUGAUUCAAGUUGGGUCGUCAUCUGUUUCCGUUAGGGAGAAUGAAAAGCAAGAAGGCAAUAAAAGAUUACGGGUUGAUGGAGCCAAUAGACAUGGUCCUUUAGAAAAAGGUUAUAUAUUGCCUACAACAGAUUUAAUAGGGGAGGAGUUUCAAAAGUAUACUCAACAAAUAUGGGAAUGGAUAAUGGGUGAUGAGGUGUCAGCAAUUGGAGUUUGGGGAAUAGGAGGCUCAGGAAAAACAGCUUUAGCAGCCCAUAUUCAUGACAAGCUUUUAGAAGAAGCUAAUGGUGACAUUAAAGUUAUUUGGUUGACCGUAUCACAAAAUAUCAACAUCUACAAGUUGCAAAAAGUCAUAGCUAAAUCAAUUAAGUUGGAUAUAUCUGAUGAGUUUGAGGUUAAAAGAAUUGCCAGAAAAUUAUUGCAAUCAUUCAAAGAGAUGAAAAAAUGUGUCAUUAUUUUAGAUGAUGUUUGGGAUCAUUUCUUUCUAAACGACAUCGGAUUUCCUAUGUUAGAUAAUCGAAUUAAAGUGAUUUUGACCACCCGUAUAAGAGAAGUGUGUCAGGGUAUGGGUUGUGAGGAGGUACUAAAAGUGGAGCCUCUAGAUGGAGAUGAUAGUUGGGCUUUGUUUGCUAAGGUUUUGCGAUUAUUUGGUGAAGAACUGCCUUCAGAACUGGAAAACAUUGCAUGGAAUGUGGCACAAAAAUGUGAGGGUUUGCCCCUAGCGAUUGUUAGAAUCGCCACAAGCAUGAAGGGGAAAACGCAGGUUGGAGAAUGGAGUCAUAUGUUGGAAUGUCUUGCAAACUUGGGCAAUGGGCAAUAUGAAAUGGACAAAUGGGUGUUUCCAGUUUUGAGAUCUAGCUAUGAUUUCUUAACUAACAAAUUGCAAAGAUUCUUCCUGUAUUGCGUCUUAAGUACUGAUGGAUUUUUUUAUGAUGCGGAUGCUGAUCAUUUGAUAAGAAGGUUUGCUUAUGAAAGCAUUGAUGAGACAAAGAAGUUGAGGGUGCAGUAUAACGAAGGUUACAACACGUUGUAUAAAUUAAAAGAUCAUAGCAUGUUGGAUUAUUAUUAUGAUGGAUGGAUGAUAAAAAAAUUUCUUAGAGUCCUAGCUACUGGUAUUGUAGAAGACACUGGUAAAAUUAUGGGAAAAGCUUGUAAGAAUUUGACAGAAAUACCGAGUGAUGACCAAUGGAAAGAAGAUCUACAGCAAGUUUUUCUAACGGGAAACCAUAUACAAACAAUUCCAAAUGGCACAUGUCCUAAGUGUACUCAACUUUCGAUGUUGGUUUUGAAUUAUAAUAUAAAACUCAACCACAUCACGGAUGAGUUUUUCAACAAUAUGCCCGCUCUUAAAACACUUGAUUUGUCUAAGACUGCAAUCCAGCGUUUGCCUGAAUCGGUAUCCAACUUAAUAUAUCUCAUUGCAUUGUUACUUUCAGGAUGUGGGCAAUUGAGGUACAUUCCUUCAUUAGGAAAAUUGAAACGGUUAAUAUCACUGGAUCUAUCUUGUACUGCCAUCGCUGAGGCACCUUUGGGUUUGGAAUCAUUGAUCAAUCUUAGAAGCCUGAAUCUACUCGGGACUGAUAAGUUGGUAAUAUCACCAUCGCUCAUAUCCAAACUGAUCAAUUUAGAGUGUCUUGAGUUGGGCCGGGCCCAAUGCUUAACGGACGCCUUAGUACAAAGGGCACAAGGUUUGGGAAAGUUAGAAGUUACACGUGCCUACUUUCAUGACAUUAGCAUCUUCAAUGCCUUCAUGAGUUGCCCCUUUUGCUCCUCUUCCCGACUCGUUGGACGUCUACGCCUCUGGGAAAUGAACGACUUGAAAGAUUUGGUGUCGCCAUCUGCUGAUUCCUUGCAUCAGUCCACCCUAUUUUCUCAUCUCACACAUCUCCGAAUUUCGGAAUGUGGCAGCAUGAAGACUCUGAUGCCGUUUAGGUUAUUGGCACUUCUACAAAACCUGCGCACCAUUUGCGUUCAGUUUUGUAGGCGGAUGAAAGAAAUAGUUGGAGAGGAUCAUUCUGUAAUGGAACUUACUGCUAGUGGCGACCUCAGGGCCCUCUCUCACCCUACUAUCACUCUUCCCAACUUGACAUCUCUGGAAUUAGACAAAAUGCCAGAAUUAGAUUUCGUAUACAGGGGCAUCAUGCUCUGCCCUUCUCUCCAAAAAUUCGAUGCUUAUUUUUGCUGGAAACUAAAUCCCCCUCAGAUAGCGAUCUCAAAUAAUGGAAGUGUGCUUCUGAUGGAGAAGAACUUAUGGGCUAAUUACCAUUGGCGAAAGUGA